Messenger RNA from Saccoglossus kowalevskii, 780 nucleotides. RefSeq lists its product as uncharacterized. The record is from RefSeq and is a predicted model, not a curated record. NCBI's taxonomy places the organism in Eukaryota, Metazoa, Hemichordata, Enteropneusta, Harrimaniidae.
AUAGGUACACCGAGAUCAAAGAUUGUUUUGUACUCAACUUUAAACGUGCAUCUACCAUGAUUCGUAUCCAAGUUGCGGCCCAAGCUGAAAAACGUCGUCAGUUGUUGGAAAGAAGACAACUUGAUCUGAACACUGAUAAAACAAGACGUUGGGGUAUGCAGCGAAAGGACCUGACACAACAACAACUCAUCCGCCACUUUGCUGCGUUAUUGCAUCAAGAAGAGUCUACCAAGUUAAUUACUAUGAGCAUGUGUAUAAACAUCAAUAGUAUGGUCAUGGAAGAAAUGGCGAGAAGAGCAUCCAUUAGGGCAGCUGAUCGUGCUAUGGCAAUUGAGAGGAUUCGUAGGAUUAAGGAAGCUGAGGAUGAAGCCAUGGGCAGAGUGGACCCAGUCAAAGAGGCACUCAAGGAUUACAUGGUUCAAAUACAGGAACAGAUGUUGCUGCAGAAAUUCCAUGGUCAUCGAGUGAGGAAAGUGAAGAACCAAAAGAGAGAACAAUACUAUCCAGCUGAAAGCCAACAAGAUAGUAAAUUACGUAAUAUUCGCAUGAAAUCACGCCGCCAGUCCUGCGUUAUAGUGGAUUUUUAGAAGAGAGUAUCAGAUUACAGUUGAUUGAUUGAUUUUGAAAGGAUUACUUUGUUGACCAUAAGUCAAUAAAUUGGAUAUUUAUUCGUGAUAUACGUUGCCUUUUAUUUCCUGUGCAUACUACUAUAUAUAUAAUUGGUAUAUUAUGAAUUUAUUGUAAGAUUCCUGGAAUUAUAAAUGAGUAUAAAAACUAAAA